AGAGUUGUAGGCACAUUUCGUGACUCAUAGACAGUUAAAAAGCUCGGAGGUCAGAGGGACGGUGCAUCGCGCAUGGCUGCUCCGGCAAACAGACCGCGCGAUACGUGAGUUCCACUUCCACCGCAGCGGCGGAACACACGGGUAGAGUGGUGGACGCGGGCGGCGGGCGGGGAUCUAGAUCUCUCGACUCCACGGACGAACGCGCGCACCUAGCCUCUCUCAGGUCCAAACCUAACCUCCCCUGAGUCCACACCGCCGUUGAGCGCAACGCCGCCACCCCUCCCGGCGCCGGAUCCUCCGCACCGCCGGCACAGCCGGUCCACUUCCGCCGCCCACCUGCCCGCCACCGCGGCGAGGUUCCUUCGCCAGGUCUAGUGGGUUGGAGUGGAGCGGAGAUCCACCUGGGCGCGGACUAUCGAUUCCUUCGUUGUUUGCUGGCACUAGAAGGGCAGCUGCAUUUGUAGACUUGUCUCACAAUGGCCUAUGAUGGAGAGGAGGAACAAAGUCAGGAUUAUCUAUUCAAAAUUGUUCUGAUUGGUGACUCCUCUGUUGGUAAAUCAAACUUGCUAGCAAGAUUUGCACGGAAUGAGUUCUAUCCAAACUCUAAAUCCACUAUAGGAGUGGAGUUCCAGACGCAAAAGUUGGUAAUUGAUGGAAAGGAAAUUAAAGCUCAGAUAUGGGAUACUGCUGGACAAGAGCGCUUCAGAGCAGUCACAUCUGCUUACUACCGAGGCGCUGUUGGAGCUCUUCUUGUUUAUGAUAUUAGCAGGCGCCAGACUUUUGAUAGUGUUGACCGAUGGCUUAAUGAACUGCACAUUCACUCCGAUAUGAAUGUUGUCACAAUUCUGGUGGGCAACAAGGUGGAUCUCAAGCAUGCACGUGAGGUGAGCACUGCCGAAGGACAAGCCCUGGCCGAGGCUCAGGGCCUCUUUUUCAUGGAAACCUCAGCCCUAGACUCAUCAAAUGUUGCAGCAGCUUUCCAAACUGUUGUUAAGGAGAUCUACAGCAUACUAAGCCGGAAGGUAUUUCAAUCGCAAGAGCAGAAGAGAAGUGAGCUCCGGUCAUUAAGCAACGGGAAAGCUGUGGUGCUGCAGGGUGAGACCAAUGAAACAAACAGUGGUGGGAGGUGGUGCUGUUCAUCAUAACCUUUAUUCACUGUUGCAUUGCCGAAGGUGCGCCUGAUGAUUAUCUAUCUAUCCAGGACUGCCUGUGUCGAGUGGGAUAGGAUUGGGAGACACAUCUGGGUAUGUAAUGCUGCAGUUCUGGUUUGUGAAAAGUUGUUUUUCCAUGUUCUUCUAAAGGUGAGCUGACAAGGCUGGUUGCAUGAAAAUUGUGUUUUCCAUCAGAGGAAAUCAAUGUAUAGUUCGAUUGAUCCUUGGAGGUAUUGGUAUACGUGAUUGUGUAAAGAGAAAGUGCGACCAACUGGCUGUUGUGUCAUUAUCAUUGUAGUCCUAGAAACCGUGCUUUCAUUCUGCAUCAUUCUAGUCCUAUGCACCAACGUUCUAUGCAUCGUGCUGUAAGAAAUCUACUUAAAGAUGGCACCUGAAAAAACGCUUGUAGAUUCAAUACCCGAGCAUAGUACUGCAAGGGAUUUUGUUUCCAAA
Molecule: messenger RNA, 1604 nt
Organism: Phragmites australis (common reed)
Lineage: Eukaryota; Viridiplantae; Streptophyta; Magnoliopsida; Poales; Poaceae
Product: ras-related protein RABA5a-like
Exons: 4
Coding region: 477-1145 (222 amino acids)
Cellular component (GO): endosome
Molecular function (GO): GTP binding; GTPase activity
Source: RefSeq, a predicted model, not a curated record